Messenger RNA from Oncorhynchus tshawytscha (Chinook salmon), 3660 nucleotides. RefSeq lists its product as uncharacterized. The record is from RefSeq and is a predicted model, not a curated record. The transcript has 3 exons. NCBI's taxonomy places the organism in Eukaryota, Metazoa, Chordata, Actinopteri, Salmoniformes, Salmonidae. Gene Ontology annotation, biological process: lipid metabolic process. Bases 283 to 2916 code for a protein of 877 amino acids. Gene Ontology annotation, molecular function: phosphoric diester hydrolase activity.
UCAUGAGAUGUAUUAGUGUAUGACUUAGGGCAGGACAGGUACAGAGAAAGAUGCAAAUUCCUAAUAUCUUUUAUGUACAUUUGUGAGCCACAGAGCAGUGUGGGUGUAGUCCUAAUAGUCUUACAGUCAGUUAUCCAAUAGACAGUUCCACGAACAGGAUCAUUGUCAACCUUUGAUACAAACUUGGGGAUUAGAAGACUCUUAAAACACCUGUAGAGUUCAUGGGACAAGUGCAUCCGCUCUUUUCAUUCCCAGAUUGGCUUCAUUGGAAAUACUACAACCAUGGGCUUCCCUCUAUGCCUAUGUCUUCUCUCUUUGAUUUUCACAACUGCUUGUGGUUCAGGUUUUAGUGACGACUCAACACUUAAUGAAAACUCUUAUAAGGAAAAGUGGAUGGAGUCUAUACCUGAUGACAAACUCCUUUCAGCUGUUACUAUCCCCGGAACUCAUGAGAGCCUAACUCUGUACGGUGGACCACUUAUACAGUGUCAGGCUUGGACCUUGGAGAACCAGCUGAAAGCAGGAUUGCGGUACUUUGAUAUACGUGUAGAGGCCAGUAUGUUCCACAACAUCCUUGAUGUCAUGGAUGGGCAUUUAGUACACACCAAGUUCCAUGAGGUGCUGAACAUUCUAUGGGAGUUCUUGGACAAACAUGGAAGUGAGUCUGUGCUUUUGAGAGUGACACUGCAAGGAAUAAGCAUGAAAAAAGCUGGAAAAUGUAUCAAAACAUUGAUUGAGAAUUCUGAAGAUAGAGUAUGGACAAAGACAUUUGUCCCUAAAAUGCAAGAAGCAAGGGGGAAGAUCAUCUUCGUGCAGAGUACCAAUUUCAAUGUUGGAACACUUAACCAUGACACUUUUGUCACAGGCGACGACACAUUCAAAGACAUUGAAAACAAGAUGAAGAAGAUCACAAAACAUCUGAAAGAAGCUGAAGAGAAUUGUGGUCAUGCAUUGGCACUGACCGAUUCCUCCGCCACAGCCAUUUUCAAAGGCCCUAAAACUGUGGCCAAAUUGGUUAAUGGUCAGCUCAAUAAGCUCAUAGUUGAACUACAGACAGGCUCUAACAAAUCAGACUGCUUGGGGGUAAUCAGCAUGAACUUCCCCAGUCCAGACCUCAUCCAUAACAUCAUUGAGGUCAAUGGAAAACCAGGGAGUGGUUCAGAAGAGCACUCAGAAGAGCCUGCAUCAGUAGAGCCUGCACCAGCAGGGCCUGAACAUACAGGUUUUAGUGAUGACUCAACACUUAAUGAAAACUCUUAUCAGGAAAAGUGGAUGGAGUCUAUACCUGAUGACAAACUCCUUUCAGCUGUUACUAUCCCCGGAACUCACGAGAGCCUAACUCUGUACGGUGGACCACUUAUACAGUGUCAGGCUUGGACCUUGGAGAACCAGCUGAAAGCAGGAUUGCGGUACUUUGAUAUACGUGUAGAGGCCAGUAUGUUCCACAACAUCCUUGAUGUCAUGGAUGGGCAUUUAGUACACACCAAGUUCCAUGAGGUGCUGAACAUUCUAUGGGAGUUCUUGGACAAACAUGGAAGUGAGUCUGUGCUUUUGAGAGUGACACUGCAAGGAAUAAGCAUGAAAAAAGCUGGAAAAUGUAUCAAAACAUUGAUUGAGAAUUCUGAAGAUAGAGUAUGGACAAAGACAUUUGUCCCUAAAAUGCAAGAAGCAAGGGGGAAGAUCAUCUUCGUGCAGAGUACCAAUUUCAAUGUUGGAACACUUAACCAUGACACUUUUGUCACAGGCGACGACACAUUCAAAGACAUUGAAAACAAGAUGAAGAAGAUCACAAAACAUCUGAAAGAAGCUGAAGAGAAUUGUGGUCAUGCAUUGGCACUGAGCGAUUCCUCCGCCACAGCCAUUUUCAAAGGCCCUAAAACUGUGGCCAAAUUGGUUAAUGGUCAGCUCAAUAAGCUCAUAGUUGAACUACAGACAGGCUCUAACAAACCAGACUGCUUGGGGGCAAUCAGCAUGGACUUCCCCAGUCCAGACCUCAUCCAUAACAUCAUUGAGAUAAACAGAAAUCCAGGAAGUGGUUCAUCUGAACAACCAGAACAGCCUGAACCAUUAGAGCGGGAACCUGCAAAGCCUCAGCCAGCCGAAGAGCCUGAACCAGUACAGCCUGAACCGGCACAGCCUGAAACAGCAGGGCCUGGACCAGUAGAGCCCGAGCCAGCGGAGCCUGAACCAGCAGAAACUCAGCCAGUAGAAGAGCCUGAACCAGUAGAGUCAGAGCCAGCAGAGGCUGAACCAGCAGAGCCUGAACCAGUAGAAAAGCCUGAACCAGCAGAGCCUCAGCCAGCAGAAGAACCUGAACCAGCAACGCCUGAACCAGCAGAGCCUGAACCAGCAGAGCCUGAGCCAGCAGAGGUUCAGCCAUUAGAAGAGCCUGAACCAGCAGAGCCUGAACCAGCAGAGCCAGAACCAGCAGAGCCAGAACCAGCAGAGGCUGAACCAGCAGAAUCUGAGCCAGCAGGACCUGAGCCAGUAGAGCCUGAACCAGUAGAACCAGCAGAGCCAGAACCAGUAGAGCCUGAACCAGCAGAAUCUGAGCCAGCAGGACCUGAGCCAGUAGAGCCUGAACCAGUAGAGCCAGAAGAGCCUGAACCAGUAGAUCCUGAACCAGUAGAGCCAGCAGAGGCUGAACCAGCAGAGCCCCAACUUGCAGAAGAACCAGCAGAAGAGCCUGAACCAGCAGAGCCUGAACCAGUAGAGCCAGAGCCAGCAGAGGCUGAGCCAGCAGAGACUGAACCAGCAGAGCCUGGGCCAGCAGAGCCUGAACCAGCAGAGCCUGAACCAGCAGAGCCUGAACCAGCAGAGCCUGAACCAGUAGAGCACGAGCCAGCAGAGCCUGAACCAGCAGAGCCUGAACCAGUAGAGCCAGAGCCAGCAGAGGCAGAACCAGUAGAGGCUUAACCAGCAGAACCUGAACCAGCAGAACCUGGGCCUGAACCCCCAGGGGAGCCCAAAGAGCCUUACUGGAAUAACCAAGGAAGAAGAGAUGCAAUGAGAAACAUUGAAGAGAUUAAAAAACACAAUUAUUGUCCAAUUAACCUCAGUAAAGAAGAAUCCCAUCUAAAACCUUACAACAAUAAAUACAAAAUCAAAUGCUCCCUUCAAACAGUAAAACAAUUGUCUACUAUGUGGUAUUUUGUAUAUUAACUGCAUGUUUAACUUGGAAAGACCGACUGUUCCAUGUUGCAGUUGAAAUAUACAAAUAUGAUAGUUACUUUAAAAUUAACCCAUCUGUGCUGAGAUCUGUCUGAGGGUAUUUUUUCCCAUCAAUACGUUUAAUAAAAUAGCAUAGGGCCUUUCAGAAACCUGUAUCUAAACCCACAGUGACACCUACAGGUUACAAUGCAUAUUACUGCUUGUUUUGAUGGUGAUUCAUCUGGACAUGUAAAUGAUUUCAAGUCUCUAAGGCGAUCACUUACACCCUCUUAUGUAUGUAACAUUUCCGUUUAAAAUGUUUUCUAAAAAAAAUCUCUAUUAUGUAUGUAGGAGAGCUGCUUCAAAUAAUAUAUCUAAAACAAUGUAUAAUGUCAACAUAAAUAGUUAGAUACAAAUGCUGCGUUUACAUACAGUGCAAGUUCUCCCACUUAAAAAGAUGAGAGAGGCCUGUAAUUUUCAUCAUAGGUACACUUCAACUUUGACAGACAA